AUGAACGAGAAGCAGCCGUUCAUCAUUGAGGACCUUGACGAUUAUCACCUUAUUAUCAAGGCUGAUGAAGAGUACCGCGUAAGGCGCGAACUCGAGGCUGAGGCUAAGACGGUAUUGCCGAUAGGCGUCACCUUUCAACGCAUUGAUAUACCUUGUCAUGCCAAAUCCUCGUUGUAUGCGCUCCAAAUCAACGCCUUACGCUCUAAGCGGAAGGUUCUAUGUGUUCGCUUACCCUUUGCAGACUCGCGCUGGAAGCCACCUUCCCCCAAUCAUGUCAAUAACACGCGUGUCGCACUCCGUGUCCCACUUUUCAAGUCCAACUUAUGCAAAGCUGCUCUCGUCAUGAUGCCACCCGAUGCCACCUCAACCAAACGUGAUGUGCCUGAGCUACUGGCCAGCGCGGCUACUACAGAUUUCAGCGUCUUUGGCUUCACUAUCUCUUUUCGGUAUCGUUGCUGGGUCGCGUGGCUAACUAAAGCUCGCACAUACUCCGGCCAUACAUAUUUCCCCAGGUUUCAUCAGAAGCGAUGUCAGAGCGUUGAGGACAACAGCGCGUCAAGGGGUGGCGACGCGCUGAAGCUGGGCGAAGAUUUCACUAAGUCUCCUUCAGGGGCCCAGUCGGCCCAGUUCCAGCCCUCUCAGCCCACUCGUUUUGUCUUUCUAUGCAUCUAUAAACAUAUCCUAAUGAACACUACCCACACUCCUUUGCCAUCUACUAUAGAUCACCACAAUACUCAGCAUAUACUUUCCUUAAGACGAUCCCAAACUCCUGGAUACUCCUCUGAAGACAUUCGAAAACAGUUUAGCGACAAAUGCAAGGAAAGGACGGGCUUCACCCCACAUCCAUGGCAACUAGACUGUGCUGAGGCCUUCUACCUUGGACUCGACUGCACGGUUAUCGCGGGAACAGGAUCAGGCAAGACCUUAUGCUUUGCAAUGCCGGCCAUGCUUCGCACCGACAAGAUUACACUCGUGUUAUCACCCCUAAAUAUCCUUGAAGAUGAUCAGGCUCGCCGGUUUGAGCAUAUGGGCCUGCGAGCAACAGUGGUAAACGGAGAGACGUUCACUCCAAAACUUCGUCAUAUACUGGAGAAGCCUGUUCCCGAGUUUCAGGUCGUCUUCACGUCACCAGAGAUGGUGCUGAGCCCCGGCCCAUUCAACUCGAUGUUGACGUCAGCAACUUUUCAGGAGCAUCUCGCCGGGGCAGUGGUUGAUGAAGCGCACUGUAUAGAGGAGUGGGGGCCAGAGUUCAGACCUGCAUAUGAUGAAUUGGGUGCGAUUCGAUCGAUUAUCCCACUCCACUUACCAGUGUAUGCCACUUCUGCGACCAUGCCACCCCAUGUCCUUGCGACAGUUCGCUCGGUUCUUCAUAUCAACCCUCGCCGGUCCUAUCACGUCAACCUCGGGAACGACCGCCCAAAUAUUACUCAAGAGAUACGCACCAUAGACGGCAGCAAGGAUUACGCAGCGUUAGACUAUCUGUUCACCGGGUGUCAGCAGCCUGAAGACCUACCUCACGCUAUCAUAUUCGUCAACCGCAGGAAGGAUGCUGAGGAGAUCUUUGACCGUCUUAUCAAGUCUCCGUGGUUUCCUGUGCAUCUUCAUGACUCCGUCGACUUCCUAACAGCUAAGCGUGGAAAGCAGACGAAAAAACGCGUCAUGGAGCGUUUUGCGAAGGGAGAGAUCAGGGUGCUCAUUUCGACGUCAGCUGGCAGUAUGGGAGUGGAUAUACCUGAUAUAACCCUCGUAAUCCAGUUUGGAGUACCUUCAUCAUUGAUGGAGUGGCUUCAGCGUGCUGGUCGAGCGGGGAGAAGUUGUGCUAUACAAGCAGUCGCCAUCCUGUUUGUCGAGAAGUCAGUACUUGCAAAGCAGAAAGUGAAGUCGCGUCGAAGAGAGAAUGAUAUGAGUGAUGGCGAGGAGCAACAGGUGUAUCGCAAGAAAGUUGAGCCUGCACUGCGCCAAUGGAUAGAGACGACAGGGUGCAGACGAGACGUUGCCGAUGAGUACUUCGACAACCCGAGUGGGCGCUUGUCCCCCACCGGCGACUGCUGCGAUAACUGCCGCUCUCGCGCCAUCCACGAGCAACGCGCUGUCAUGCCCGGCUCCAUCAACGACAUGCUUAUGGGGUCAGAAACCGAGAACCCACAGGACGCGACGGCUGCGAACGCUCUUGACGGAGGCAACUCCGACAGCAGCGAUGAAGAUGGCGAGAACGACGAGGACAACAGCGAGGGGGACGAUGUAGAGGACGAACCUGGACAGAAGCCCAACAGCCACGGCAAGCGUCCAACGUCCUCCCAUCCUGCUAUUCGUCGAACGCGAGAUCGCCUCCGGAUUGUACGCGAUGGCCUCCGCAGCUGGCGAGUUGCAAUGCGUCGUCGUGACUACCCGGGCUGUAGCAUGCCUGGAGAGGCAUUGCUCCCCGACAAGCCGCUGAAGAAGAUAUCUGGUGACCGUCAACUCACAACACUGGAAGACCUUCACGGCGCUGUUGGGUCGGCAUGGGCCUUCGUGGAGGAGUACGGUCUUGAACUUCUGGCUGAGGUUCAGCGGCUCGACCAGGUGGCUGAUGAAGCAACGCAACGUCGACCAAAAGCGUCUGCGUCGAAGCCACGUUCAAAGAAACCUCGUCGAACACAUGAAGAUGAAAUUGAGAACUUCCAAUCUGCUACGCCUGGUACAUCUUGCUUCAGUAUCGCUACAACUGGAGGGUUUGUCACCCCCAUUCAAGUUGCGCAGACAUCACAGCAAUCUAGCUUCAAUGUUCACUUUUACGUACCUCCUCAUACACAGGCCCCUUCGGUUAUACGCUCCCAACCGCUUUCCCCUUCAAAGAGACAGUCAACGUCGAAAUAG
Messenger RNA from Coniophora puteana RWD-64-598 SS2, 2856 nucleotides. Its product is annotated as P-loop containing nucleoside triphosphate hydrolase protein. The coding region runs from base 1 to 2856 and encodes 951 amino acids. Gene Ontology annotation, molecular function: four-way junction helicase activity; ATP binding; 3'-5' DNA helicase activity. The record is from RefSeq and is a predicted model, not a curated record. NCBI's taxonomy places the organism in Eukaryota, Fungi, Basidiomycota, Agaricomycetes, Boletales, Coniophoraceae. The transcript is spliced from 10 exons. Gene Ontology annotation, cellular component: chromosome; cytoplasm; transcription factor TFIIH core complex. Gene Ontology annotation, biological process: double-strand break repair via homologous recombination; nucleotide-excision repair; transcription initiation at RNA polymerase II promoter.